CGGCAGGCGGCGCCAAAGUGCUAAUAAUUUUUGAUUAACGAUUUUCCGGCAUUCGAGUUUGGAAAGCAAUGCAAUAAAGAUAGCAUUAGAAAAUUUGUAGUUACUUUUAAUUUUGAUGGGCAAGUAAAAAUUGUUGCUGAUAAUGUUACCCCAAUUGCUCUUAUGUCGCAAUCUGGCGCGUUCAGUGCUGCGGACGUGGAGUCGAGGUGCCUCCAACUCGGAAACCACACAGGAUGAUGUUAUUGUGGACUUUGAUGAUCCAGAUCAUCUGCCGCUGCCCGAGUAUCCAAAACGUCCCAACGAGCCGCUAAAUAAGCGAAAACAGCGUUUGCUUUACCAAUCUCGCAAGCGCGGCAUGCUCGAGAAUGAUCUGCUACUGAGCACUUUUGCUGACAAGUACCUCAAAGACUUCGACGAGGCGCAAACUGAAGUCUAUGACGAUCUCAUCAAUGGAGUCAGCAAUGAUUGGGACAUUUACUAUUGGGCAACGGGAGUGAAGCCAACACCCCAACAGUACAACACAGAGAUCAUGAAGUUACUCAAAGAACACGUCCGCAAUGCCGAGAAAGUUACUCGCUUCCGUCAGCCAGAAUUGACGUAUUAUUUGUAAAAA
Molecule: messenger RNA, 613 nt
Organism: Drosophila sulfurigaster albostrigata
Lineage: Eukaryota; Metazoa; Arthropoda; Insecta; Diptera; Drosophilidae
Product: succinate dehydrogenase assembly factor 2, mitochondrial
Exons: 3
Coding region: 143-610 (155 amino acids)
Biological process (GO): protein-FAD linkage; mitochondrial electron transport, succinate to ubiquinone; mitochondrial respiratory chain complex II assembly
Cellular component (GO): mitochondrion
Source: RefSeq, a predicted model, not a curated record